Messenger RNA from Racocetra fulgida, 216 nucleotides. The record is from the annotation of a GenBank genome assembly. NCBI's taxonomy places the organism in Eukaryota, Fungi, Glomeromycota, Glomeromycetes, Diversisporales, Gigasporaceae.
AGUAAAGCAUCAAAAGGACCAAACGAAAUUACUUCGAUGUUGCAUUACUUUCUUGUUUCUGUAACAGAUGAUGCAAAAGAAAUUAAACUAUGGGCAGACAAUUGUGAUGACCAAAAUAAAAAUUUGUAUGAAUUUCAGUUGUUAAAAACUAAUGUUAAUCCAAUAAAUCUAUGUCCUCAAAAGCUUCCAUUAAAAGGCCUUUCAGAAGAAAAGCAA